Molecule: messenger RNA, 19873 nt
Organism: Bursaphelenchus xylophilus (pine wood nematode)
Lineage: Eukaryota; Metazoa; Nematoda; Chromadorea; Rhabditida; Aphelenchoididae
Source: the annotation of a GenBank genome assembly
AUGGAAUUUGGGAGCGCCGGCCCGCCAAGUUGGUGCAGUGCGACCGAAGCGACCCUCAAAAUCACCGAGUUGCGGAAAAGCCUGCAGAAAUCGCUGGACGACAAUAAUGUCAAGACCAUGUGCUGUAUGUUAUGUCUCUAUUCGAGGGGGAAGAAUCAAAAGUUAUGCUUAGAAAGUGAUUUUUUUGAAGGGGGAGACGAAAAAUGGAUGAAAAUUUGAGAAAGUGGUCAAAAAAUUUGUUUUUUAAAGAAAAAAAUAAUGUGUUGCUGUCUAAAAAAGAUGCAACAGGGCAACUGCUACAAUCUGACAUGUAUUGCGGCACAGGAAAUGCGCUAAAAACAAGGGAAAGUCCAAACAAUAUCCAAAAACUCACAAAAAUUUGAAAAAAUCCAAAUUUUGUGUUGAAAACAUUAUUUCACAGAUGUUAAAAGCUGUAUUAAGCCAAAAAAAAGUAGUUUACAAUAUACACAAAUUGAAAAGAAACCCCAAAAAACCUUUGAAUCCAUCAAAAAACGAAUUGCAUUGGCCGGGAAUCGAACCCGGGUCGCCCGCGUGGCAGGCGAGCAUUCUACCACUGAACCACCAAUGCACACCGCUUUCUUUUCUCAUUUUGCCCUGUUUUUUACCGGAUUUUGUCUCAAAACAAGUCAAUUAGCUAUGAAACACACUUCAUUUAUAAUAUUUUUAAAAAAUUUUCUUGAAUUCCACCAUUUUUUCAUGGAGAAUUCGUCUUUUUUGGGGGUAAAUUGAUAUCACUAAUCUCCGGGAUGGCCCGGCGCUUUGUGCUUUUUGACUUAUUGCUUUUGAAGAAUGCGCGGCGAUUUUAUUGGAAAAGGGCCCACGAAUAGAUGGACAGGGUCGGUUUAAGCGGGAGGGACAAUAAAAAAUAUUUGCUGAAUUUUCAUACUUGAGCGUUGGGUGCGUGCCUGAGGCAUGUAUGAAGAUGAGGGUCCUGUUGUCACAUGUGAGUUGAAUGGUUUUUCAACGAUACUGUUAAUUUUGUAGGGGGGGGGGGGGGGGAUAGGGGAAAUAAAAAAUAUUUAUUGGAUAUUCAAAAAAAUUUUAAAUUUUGAUGGUAUUUUAUCAAGGAUUAAAUAAAAAUUUGCUUAUGAAAUUGUCCAUCUUUUUUGUGGCGUUACACAGGGAUUUUCGAGAUUUUUUGAAAAAAAAUAAAAAAAUAUUUUUUUUAUUUUUUCUAUUUUUUUCUGAUAUAAAAAAUUUUAUGGUCUUUUAGAUACGAUAUGCAAAUUUAUCUACAAAAAAAAUUUUUUUUCCAGCGAAAUUCCCCCGGAAAUCGACAAAAAAAAGUCUUUUCUCUGACCGCUCUCCCCAUUUUGCAUGCUCUCUCGCAAAAAGUUCAAUAUCUCGGUUGUCUUUGAAAAACAUUUCGUAAAAGUUUCAGAACUUAAUAUACUACAACCACAUAUCAUAUAUACCAAAUUUUAAGGAAAAAUAUCGUACUUUAUUUUUUUUAUUUUUCAAAAAAAAUUUUUUUUUUCACAAUUUAAAAAUUUCAUUCCAAAAAAAAUUCCAGUCGCAAAUAACAGCAUGUGUGUUAUUUCAAGCCCACUAAACAUAUGCAGACACAAUUUACAAGGGAAGAGGAAAAUAACAAGAGAUUCGCCGGAAAAGUCCAAUUUGGCCUCGAAAGAGGGAGGGAGAAUAAAAAAAAAAUAAACUUGGGUUUCUUUUAUAACUAAAAGUAUUUUUCUCACUCUGUAAAUUUAUUGGAAGUGGAGGUUUUGGAAGAGGCGUGUUGAGAAGUAAGGGAAUUUUCGAUUUUUUCGAUUUAAAAUUUUUUGUUUUUUUUUAAUUGAAAUAAAAAUUUUUUUGCUGUUAACCGUGAAAAUAGAGUGUCAAAAUCGAAAAAAAUAUGGUUUUAGAAUCUCUAGGGUCUCUAUAUUUUUUCAAAAAAAAUGUAUUGGCCGAAAUGCCCUCCGGCGAUUUGAAAAAAAAUCGGUUUUUUUUUUAUUUUAUUUACUUCGGAAAUAAAAAAUGAUAAGUCAGAAUUGAUUUAGUAGUAAAAAAAAAUGAUUUUCAAGAAGCUCCUGAGGCGAAAUUACAAAAAUUUUUUUUUUUUUUAUUAAUAUUCAUUUUCAGAAAGUGCAUAGAAAAAGUUCAAAAUGCACUCAAUUUCAAUUUAUUUACACUAAUCACAUGCAAAAAAUCAUGGAGUGUAUCUGUCAAAAUGCACUGUGCGAAAGAAAAAAAUGUCCAUGAACUUUAUACAUAAAAAACUAUUAGUCAAAGAACGUUUGGGAGACUUUUAAAAAAUCAAAAAAAAAUCAAAAAAAUCAAAAAAUAAAUAAAAAAAUAAAAAAAUAUCUUUUUUUGGAAACUUCUCUGCUAAUUUCACUUUUUUAGUGUUUGUGGACACAAAACAUAUGACAUUUGCCUUGAAAGUGGCAUGUUUUGUCUCACUGAUCACUGUAUGCCUUCACACUCCAAAAACUCUCGAGUAUUUACCGGUGCUGGAGAUCCCGAUUUUAACUGCCGACUUCUUCGCGACCGCCAUUUUCAGCCUCGAGGCAUUGCUGAAGGUCAACAAUAUGGGGUAUUUUAUGGUGAGUUGGACACUUGAAACUUGGCAAAAUUCUUGGCUGUUCUUUUAUAAGACAUAUGCCAGACCCUCCUAGCUCGCGUUUUGCAGAAAUAACCAAAUUUUUUUGUCCGAAAGUUGGAAAAAGUUGAAUUUUUUCUUGCGAAUUUUGGCAGGAAAAGUCCCAUGGCUAUUUCUACCGUAGAGGACAAUGUUUCUACACAAAAAUCAAGUUCUUCCGCACAAAAUUGGCAGAGGUAUGGCCAAAAAGUGCUUUUCUCUCUGACCACUCUCCGCAUUUCGCGCACUCUUUCGUCCGCAAAGAUCGUUGAAUAUCUCAGCUUCCACUGCAAACCGAAAAUUAUGGCUUUUAGGGAUUGAUUUUUAGGUCAUUUUGAAGGGAAUUACGAAGCUUGAAGCGGAGGCAUUUUAUACGAUCAAACAUGUUUCAUCGUAUAACAUGUCUCCUACGAUAAAAAUUUUAUGCAUUAAAAGCUCGCUUUUUUAUAGAAGUGCAAAACCUAAAUAACUGAAAAAAAACGUUUAUGCGGAGACAUUUUAUACGAUCAUACAUGUUUCAUCGUAUAACAUGUCUCCUACGAUAAACAUUUUAUACAUUAAAAGCUAGCUUUUUCACAGAAGCGCAAAAACUGAAAUAACUGAAAAAACCUUUAUGCAGAGACAUUUUAUACGAUCAUACAUGUUUCAUCGUAUAACAUGGAAGCUACACCUUGAGGGCUUAAUUUUAUAUAUGUUGGCGGAGUUAUGAUUUUAAUUAGAUUUUUCUGCCAACUUGCUGCAAAAACGCUUAAAAUUUGCCAAAAAUCGCAAAAUUUGAUAAAUAGCCUUAUAUUCAUUUUUUGAUGACUUUUUCAGAAACCCACCGCGUACUUUCGCGAUCGUUGGUGUCAGUUCGACGCCUUUUUAUUGCUCGCCCAUUGGCUUUCGCUUCUUUUACAUGUCUACAAAUUGGCCAGCCAACGGCUGGAUUCGAGUUUGGUCUAUCACGAAUGGUUCGGGAUCAUCCGCUGUGUCCGUCCCAUGAUCAUUGUGCGAUUGUUACGGUUGUUGUUGACGUUCAAAGUGCCUACAAAUCGAAUCGAGAAUUUGUUGAAGUAAGUUGAGUUUUAUUUUUUCUAAGCUUGUCGGGAAAAUAGUGAGCAAAAAAUUAAUUUUUGUCGUAGCGAAAAUCGCACCGCCGCCGAGAAAGUAAGCAGUGUUGCAGCAAAAUAGAAUUGCUUUUGACCGCAGCAACAUUGUGCUCUUUAUUUUCCCGACAGACGAAUAAAAAAUAAAAAAAUUUUCUCUUCUUUUAGUUUGAAAAUUGGAACAUUUCAAAAAAAAACCAAGUACAAUAUUCCGUAUUUUACAUUUUUAAUUAUUUUUUACUUUAAAAUCCCCUUUGAAAUUCAAAAUUCAUCCAUUUCCCGCGAAAAGUCUUUCAAAUCCCGAGACCCUUGCAAUGUGCAUUGGUGGUUCAGUGGUAGAAUGCUCGCCUGCCACGCGGGCGACCCGGGUUCGAUUCCCGGCCAAUGCAAUUUCUUUUUUGAUGGUUUCGAAAGUUUUUUGGAGUUUCUUUCAUCUUUUAGAUUGAUAUAACGGCGAAAACCCAUGUUUUCCUCUUAAAACCCUACUUUUUACUUUUGUUUCAAAGUUUUUGCUAUUGCAGAAAAAAAGUUAACGCUAUUUUGUUUAUAAAAUCAUUAAUUUCAAUUGAUGGCGGCUCCAUGCCCUUUGAGAAUAUCUUUUUUCCUUUUUAGACGUUCAAGCGCUCAGAUCCAAAAUGUUACAGUAUUCCUCGUGUUUUUCAUGGUUUUAUACGCGAUUAUGGGUAUUCAGUUGUUCGGUCGGAUGGACUACCGAUGUGUUGUGCCAGGUGAGAUUUUUUAAUUUUGGCUCCGCCUAUUCUUAAUAUAAGCUCCGCCCACUUAAAAGCAAAACCCCGCCCAUUUUUAUAUAAGCUCCGCCCACUUUAAAGCAAAGCUCCGCCCAAUUGUUUAAAACUUGAACCUAGCUAAAUUACUAUUUAAAAAUUUUUUUCGCAGUGAUUUUUCUACAUUAAAAACGUUUUUUCUUGUUUGUUUUUUGAGAUUUUCUAUUUUUUUUUAAUUUAGGUACCGACCCCCGGAACGUGACGAUAAAUGACCUCGCCAUCCCCGACGCAAUGUGUUCCAAACCCGGUGGCGGUGGGUAUCAAUGCCCUCCGGGUACAGAAUGCAUGAAAUUAUAUCUAAACGCCAAAACCGAAGGGUUUUAUGGGAUGUUCGAUGAUUUUGGUGAGUCGGGAAUGCAGAAAAUUUAGAUUUUUAAUUUUUUUAUUUUUUAAGGCAAGUAGUGGAAUAAUUAGUUCUUUAUAUUUAAUUUUUUUGUAUUUUCAGAAAAAAAGUUUUGUCAAUUUCCUAUUUUUUCAAAUAUUUUUUCCUAUAUUUUUUAGGUCACAGUGUCUUCACAGUUUAUAUGGCAGCCAGUGAAGAGGGCUGGGUGUACGUUUUGUACGAUUGCAUGGACUCGCUGCCCACUCAUCUGGCCAUCCUCUACUUCAUCACGCUCAUCUUUUUCUUGGCCUGGCUGGUGAAGAAUGUGUUCAUUGCCGUGAUCACCGAGACUUUCGCCGAGAUUCGUGUCCAGUUCAGCGAAAUGUGGACCAAGUCGGAGGUCAGCGUGGAGGAGGACUUCAAACAGGUGAGACAAAUAUAGGAAGCACUUCCAUUGUAACGCUAAAUUUUUCAAGGCAAUGUUUAAAACUUUUAGGACGUGUAUUGCAGAAGUAAACGGUAUUUUUAAAAAAAAAUGCGAAAUUCAAAAAAAAAACUUUUGCGAGUUUUGGCCUCAAAAGUUGCAUACCUAUUUCUACUGUAAGGGGCAAUGUUCCCACAAAAAAUUAUUUUUUUCCGCUUGAAACUGACAAAAAUAUGGUCGAAAAGGUGUUUUCUCUGACCGCUCUCCGCCAUUCGCGUGGUCUCUCGUCCACAAAGAUUGUUGAAUAUCUCAGCCUCCCCUGCAAAUCGUGAAUUAGGGCUUUCGAAGGGUUGAUUUGUAGACUUUUCUGAAGAUAUUCCAAAAAUUUUAAGGGGAGACAUUUUAUACGAUCAAACAUGUUUCAUCGUAUAACAUGUCCCCACUCACAAUUUUGGUUUGAGCUGAAACUUUUAGGAUGUGGCCUAUGUCUGAUGUGUGUGAAAAAUCAAAGGAAAAUUCGAGCGUCGCUAAAAUACGAAAAAAUUUUUGAAAUAAUUGUAAAUUUUUUUUUUCAGAAAAUCGAAAAGCACGAUGGAGUUUGGAAGAUCGUGAAAUUAGACACUGACCCCAAAAUCAAUCCGCGCGUUCUUCGGCUCCAGAAUUGCCUCCGGAGCAUCGGUUUCCAAUGCUGUGUGGUGGGAUUUGUCUUGGCCAAUUCGAUUAUCAACGCCUCAUUUGUGCAUUAUCAUGAUGAAAGCGACUCGAGAAGACGGGUGAUCUACUAUUAUAUUGAGGUGAGUUUUUCCGGGUGAUAAAAAGAAUUUUAAAAGCAGAUAUCGUUGAAUAUCUCAGCUUACACUACAAAGUGAGAGCUAAGGUUUUCAGGGAUUCAUUUGUAGUACAUUUCGAAGACAGUCACAGAAUUUGAAGAGCAGACAUUUUAUACGAUAAAAUAUGUUACAUCGUAUAACAUGUCUUCUACGCUCACAAUUUUGAACAUGACACCCUGGCUUUUUAAUGGAUGCGAAAAGUCAAACACCACUGUCAGUGUUUUGAGCGGAGACAUUUUAUACGACUAAACAUGUUUCAUCGUAUAACAUGUCCCAUUAAUUUUUUUCUAUUUAAAAAUUGUAAGAAACUUGAAUUUACGUGUUCAAAUCAAAUUUUUCAGGUCGGAUUUACAAUCGCCUUCAACGUGGAAUGCGCUGUAAAAAUUUUGGCAUAUGGAUUUUCGAAAUUUUGGAAACGGAAUAUCUACAAAUUCGAGUUGAUUUUAUGCAUUGGCAGCUCUCUCAACAUUAUUCCGUAUCUCUAUGAGAGGAAUUACUUUACUUAUUUUCAAGUCUUUCGAUUGCUACGGUUGAUCAAAGCCUCUCCAAUGCUGGAGGACUUUGUUUAUAAGGUGGGUUGUCGGAAAAAGUGAAAAAAAAAAUUAUAUCACUAAAAAUACAGUAUCUAAACAUAUUUAAUCGAAAAAAAUACUUUUUGAUUUUUUUAUUUUUUAAAAAUUUUUUAUAGUUUUUUGCGAUUUUUUACAUUUUUUUGCAUUUAUACAACAUUUUACAUUAAAUACCUAUCGUAUAAUAUUUACAAGACACAUGCCAAGUUUCAUCAGAAUCUGAGCGUCGCACUUUUGGCGCUUCCCUGGCUAGAUAUCAGUCCGUCGGGAAAAUAAUGUGGAUUCGUCGUCGCCUUGAAAUUGCUCAUCAUUACUCUGCAACUGUUAGCUGGAAAUUUGGCGAUCGACAGCUACGAGUCGAUACAUUUUCCUGCGACCUAUCCACAUUAUUUUCCCGACAGACCUUAGUAGACCUCUUUUAUUUGCCUCACCAAUAUCCUUUCCAGAUUUUCUCCCCCGGCAAAAAGCUUGGCGGUCUUGUGAUCUUUACCAUUCUUUUUGUGGUCACCUCUUCCGCCGCGUCCUUGCAAUUGUUCUGCUAUGUCCCACAUCUCCAUCAUUUCGAGACAUUCCCGCAGGCAUUCAUGGGGAUGUUCCAGAUCAUCACGCAAGAGGGCUGGCCCGAGCUUGUUGUGGAAGUGCUGCGAAUGUCGAACGAUCGAAUGGUUCCGUUUGUGGCCGUUUACUUCGUGGCCUAUCAUCUGUUCGUUACACUGGUAUGUGGAUGAAAAGUGGCGUAGAAAAAGUUUUCGGGGGCUUGGAUUUUCUUCAAAUUUAGGGUACAUGAUCUGUCUCAAUUAUGGAUCAAUUGCUGAAAAUUGUAGCUCUCGAUUUUUAUGUUAGAACAUUUUAUACGAUGAAACAUGUUUGGUCGUAUAAAAUGUCUCUGCAAUAACUAUUAGAUUUUCUUCAAAUUUGGCAUGCAUGAUCUCUUUUGGCCAUAAAUGGAUUUGUUGAAUAUCGUAGCUCUCAAUUCUUAUGCGGAGACAGUUUAUACGAUGAAACAUGUUUGAUCGUAUAAAAUGUCUCUGAAAAUACCAUUUCGAGUUAUAAGAUAUGAAUUUUAUUAUACUGCAGUGCUGCAUAAAACUGCAUAAAAAAUUUUUUGGCAGAGACAUUUUAUACGAUAAAACAUGUUUGAUCGUAUAAAAUGUCUCUAAAGCUUUCAAAUGCUGUAAAAAUAACCGGAAAGGUCGUAGACAUUGCAAAAAAUAGUUAAUUUUAUGUCAAGUCCACACUAUUUUUCUUUUCAGAUCGUCUUGAGUUUGUUCGUUGCCGUCAUCUUGGACAAUUUGGAGAUGGACGAGGAGCUGAAGAAGGUCAAACAGCUCAAGGCUAAAGAAGCGGUAGGUCAACAAGAUUAAAUUUUUUGCUGAAUAAGGCUCUGUCCAUCGGAAAAAAAUACACUAAUUACCGUAACCUCCCAACCUUUCAGACCACAAGUAUGCGAACAACUCUUCCGUUGCGCCUUCGGAUCUUCGAGCGUUUCCCAACUCGCCCUCAAAUGGUGAAGUUGAAACGGGUUGACAGCGAGUUCCAAGUGCCUCGAAUGCGAGACAGCUUCACUUACCACUUCGUCAACAAUGUCGAUGAGGUCGCAACAGUGGACCCGGAAGGUAUGUAAUCGGCAAAUGUUGCUGGAUAUAUCAGUUUACACUUCAAACCAUGGGCUAGAGUCUUCAGGGUUUGAUUUGUAGUCCAUUUCGAGGAUACUACAAAAGGUCAGACAUUUUAUACGAUCAAACAUGUUUCAUCGUAUAAUAUGUCGCCUAGAGUCACAAUUUUAAAAUCCAUGGAAAAAUGGUUUUCUGAAAGAUGCAUAAAAACUAGUACUAUUGAAAGACAUUUAUGCGUAGACAUUUUAUACGAUCAAACGUGUUUCGUCGUAUAAUAUGUCGCCUAGAGUCCAUAUUUUAAAAUCCAUAGAAAGCUGGGUUUCUAAAAAGUGCGUAAAAACAAGUAAUAUUAAAAAGAGUUUAUACGGAGACAUAUUAUACCAUCAAACAUGUUUAAUCGUAUAACAUGUCCCAUACUCCCGUAAAUCGUCCAAAAAUCCCGUUUCAGACGUGGGCUGUCGAAAAGUCCUUCUAAAAUCCAUGCACACAUAUGUCCGACACCGUCGACACGACGUCACAAUGCGACAUGUGGGGCAGCUCUCGAUGAAAUCCUCGAUUCAGGCGCUCGUCCACAACUCGAGCAACCAGAACAAGAGAGACUCGUUCAGAGCCAACCGGAAUCGCAUGAACCUGUACGAGAACAUGACUGAGAAUGGGGAUGUGCUGCGGUCGUAUGAGAAUUCGGCGAGAAAGGACCUGAAGUUGGGAGAGAUCGAUAUCCGCGCGUUGCAGCACAAACAACAGAUCGCGGAGAUGACAAGGUAAGAGAAUUUCAGUGCUCCAAAGUGCGGCGCUCAGAUUUUGAUGGGGCUUGGAUCAAGUUUCAGAAUAGGUUUUUCUAACAAUAAGGCAUAUACGAGAGUUUCCAUUCUACUCAAUUUUCAGAACCCGAAUUGAAGAGGAGAUGCGAGAGAAUCACCCCUUCUUCGAUCGACCCCUCUUCCUUGUCGGCCGCGAUUCGAAGCUCCGAAGACUCUGCAAGAAACUUGCUCAUGCUCGGUACGACCAAAAUGGCGAUGGGCAAAAUACGGCCAAGUCGCAACGAAGGAACAAGCAUUUGCAGUGAGUGGUCGACACAUCAUUAUAGUCAUCAAAAAAUUAGAAUCUCACAAAAAUGAAAGUUUUCAGCGAUCUGAUUGGAAUUAUGCCGUACAUUGACUGGUGCAUGGUCAUUGUAACUCUGAUGUCAUGCGCGUCAAUGCUCUCCGAAAGCCCAUGGCCCCCAACUGGAGAGAAUUUGGUGGUCAACAACUUUUAUCUUCAGGUAAGUUGAAGAUGACAUCAAAAAAAAUUUUAUGGAAACUUGGCAUAAAAAAUAUUGGAGGAAUUUUUUCUUUAUUCUGGAUUCCUAGCUCGUGUUUUUGCAGAAAAAGCGAGAUUUUUUGGUCAAAAGUUGGCCAAAAUUCAACUUGCCGGGCCGCCCAAGGGCCUACGCCUCCAAAUUGGCCCCCAAUGAUUUAAAAUAUGCAUGGAAAAUCUCAAGCACAUUUCUAACUAAAAAGACAACGGUUUCACAAAACCUCAAAGUCCUGAAUUAGCAAAGAUAUCGCCAAAACUCGCUUUUCUCUGGCCGCUCUCCACAUUUGAGCGCUCUCUUGUCGGCAAGAGGUCUUGUUGUCUUGAGGAUGUCUUGAAAGGUUUUCUCGAAUUUUCAGCUAAAUUUAUCACAAGCACUUCAAGCAUCGACCAUAUAGACAGGAAAAAAUACAGGGUGUCCAAAAAAUUAAAACUUUUUACAUAAGUCCUGGCACGGAAUGUAAUUUUUUUUUCAGAUCGCCGACUACCUUUUCGUGCUCGCAAUGACAAUCGAAUUGGGUCUGAAAAUCACAGCGGAUGGCCUUUUCUUCACGCCAAAUGCGGUGGUCCGGGAUGUGGGCGGAGUCAUGACAAUCUUUAUCUACUUUGUAAGUGGUUUCGAGAGAAAUUUUAUUCAUAAAAAAUUUGAAUCCAUGGGCAAAUACGCGUAAAUUUUCAUAUGUUUUUAGUCUGUCGGGAAAAUAAUGACCACUCCGUCGCAUCGAAAAUCGCAUCGCCGCUGGGAAAAUUGUUUCUCACUUCUGCGACGCGAUUGGCGCGGCGAUAUUGUGCUCAUUAUUUUCCCGACAGAAUGAAAAAAAAAUUUUUUUCUUGUUUUUCAUAAUUUUCUUAAAAAUGUUCGUUUCAGACAAGCGUAGUCUUCCUCUUGCUCAUGCCCAAGCACAUUGAAAUCAACUCGUUCGAGCAGUUUUUGAUGAUUUGUCGCGCCAUGAGACCGUUGCGCAUCUACACGCUGGUCCCGCACAUCCGCCGCGUGGUUGUGGAGUUGUUCCGCGGCUUCAAGGAGAUCAUCUUGGUCACCAUUUUCAUGAUCGUCAUAAUGUUCAUUUUUGGGAGUUUUGGCGUGCAAACGGUUGGAGGGAAAUUGGCGGCUUGCAAUGAUCUGAGUAUCAGCUCGAAAGUGAGUUAGAUUUUGGAAUUGGGGAAAAGUUUGGCGCAUGUUGUUGUCACAAUUCUUGACGAAGGGGUAGUGGGCAAAGAGGAACUUCUCCUCCUUCACUCCGGCGGCUCAGGAUCAAAUGUUUUCGUGUUACGACAAUGUCUUCGCAGACACAUCAAGUCAUUUUGGCACAUUUACUAGUCGCUCAAGAAAGUGCGUAAAUUUUUUGUUCAUAGGGCGCACAUGCAUAAAAACCCCUUUUGCGGCGUGCAUUUGAUCUUUCACACCGUGCAAGUCCAAUAUCGCUGCGACACAAGCUUCUCUCAACGGAGCCGGCGCGAAUUUUGGGCGCACGAAAUGAAAUUGCACAAUGCAAACAUGUGAAAAUGUUUCGCAAAGGAUCGCGUCGCGCAGGGAACAGGGAACUUGCACGGUGCGGUGCGAGAAAAGGCGGAGAAAAAAUCUACGCACUUUGUGGAAUGUCUAGUAUCAGUCUGUCGGGAAGAUAAUGAGCAAUUUGUCGCAUCAAGAAUCGCAUCGCCGCCGAGAAAAUGAACUUCAGCAACGUGAUCGGCGCAGCGACAUUGUAAUCAUUAUUUUCCCGACAAACUGACAGCAUAUCUCUUUGAAGUUUUGUUUCCUUUGACCCACUUUUUGCUUUAAAAAAAUUGCAUAUUUUUUGGACCAGGGUUUUUGCCAUAUUUUUCAUUACAAAAUAUUUUUUCUCCUAUAUCAUAUUUUUUGUCAUAAACUUUGUCCCUUCAGGAAAACUGCACCGGAGUUUUCUGGUCCAAAGUUUUCGUCACGCGGAUGGACGUGGCCGGCAAAGACGACGACGAGGCGCACCCGAAGAUCCUGGUCAGCCGAGUGUGGACCAAUCCGCGCAACUUCAACUUUGACCACAUUGGGCACGCCAUGUUGGCGCUGUUCGAGGCGCUCUCGUACAAGGGCUGGAACGUGGUGCGCGACAUCCUGAUGGCGCGGAUCGGGGCGUGGGCCGUCGUCUACAUCCACAUCUACGUCUUCAUCGGCUGCAUGAUCGGGCUGACGUUGUUCGUGGGCGUCGUGAUCGCGAAUUACACCGAGAACCGCGGCACGGCGCUGUUGACGGUCGAUCAGCGACGAUGGCAUGACUUGAAGGCGAGGCUGAAGAUGGCGCAGCCACUUCAUGUGCCGCCGAAACCGGCGGAGUCGUCGAUUGUGAGACGCCGGUUUUAUGAGAUCACCAUGAGCAGAUGGUUCAAUAAGGUGAGAAAUGAAUAGAUAUGCAAACGAAAAUGUAAAAAUAUGGUUUAAAGUUGUUGAGAGAUACGUAGGGAACGCAAAACGUCUACUCAAACUUGUUAUUAAGGCCAAAAAGUAAAGACAAUCGAACUAAAUCCGAUUUAAUAAUUUUUUACCAUUAGGACAUUUUAUACGAUACAAAAUUUGAAGGGGAGACAGCUUAUACGAUCAAACAUGUUUCGUCGUAUAAUAUGUCCCCCACAUUCACAAUUUUUGAACCAGCUUUCUGAUAGAUGAAGAAUAACUAACAUAACCAAAAAGUUUGUGCGGAGACAUUUUAUACGAUAAAACAUGUUUGUUCGUAUAAAAUGUCUCCACAUCAUAAAAUUUUGCAAAAACAAUAUCAGUCUAACUGGAAAAUUUCUCACACAAUUUUUUUCCCAUAAAAACUUUUAUUUUGAAAUCAGUUUGUCGGGAAAAUAAUGAGCACUCUGUCCCAUCGAAAAUCGCCGCCGAGAAAAUAAAUUGUGUCGCGGCAAAAUUAAAUUUUUUACCCCUCAUUAUUUUUCCGACAGGCUGAAAUUGUUGCUAAAAAAAUUUUUCUUACGUGGAGACAUGUUAUACUAUCAAACAUGUUUCAUAGUAUAAAAUGUCUCCGCCAAGGGCGUUUUUAAUGUAAUCUUGUGCGCCACGGGUGAAUAGAAAUGCCAAAGCUGUCACAAAAGUCAUGCAAAUAUAUGGCCAAAAGACGUUUUUUCUCUGCCCGCUCUCCGCAUUUUGCGUACUCUCUCGCCGUUGAAGGUCGUUGAAUUCUUAGGCUUUUUUGAAAAAUUUGGAGUUUUAAAAUACACAUUUUAGACUUCAAAAUGCUUGAAAGAUAGAGAGUGCGCGAAAAGCGGAGAACGGUCAGAGAAAAAAGUUGCAUGUUUUGAAAAAAAUCUAUUAUAUUUUUAACAAUUUGAAAUAAUUUUUUUAGGUCUUCGCCUACCUGGUUCUAAUCAAUUCGAGCACUUUGCUGGUUCCAUGGAGCAUCGAAGAAGAGGAAGCAAUGAAUGAUAUUCUCUACUUUCUAACCGCCGUCUCCGGAGUCUGCAAUGUGCUGUUUACGGUGGAAAUCUUCUUCAAAGUCAUUGCAUUCACAAUUUAUGGAUUUUGGCAGGUGGGAAAUUUUUGAUUUUUUAAUAGUUUUUUAAGAUUUUUUAUUUUUUCUAUAAAUCGUUUUGACUUGGUUAUUUAAUUUUUUUUAUUUAUAUUUUCAUUUUGUUUGAUUUUUUGUUUAAAUUAUUUUCAUUUUUUAUUAAAAAAAAUUUUUGUUUUAACUUUUUUUAUUUUAGUUUUACAUGUUUUUUAUUUUUUUAUUCUUUUCCAGGAAAUUUUUUUGUUUUAAUUAUUUUUAUUUUAAUUUUUCAUUUUUUUUAUUUUUUUAUUUUUUCCGAAAAAGUUUCUUUUUGUUUUACCUUUUUUUUAUUUUAAUUUUACAUUUUUAUUAUUUUUUAAUUCUUUUCCAAAAAAUUUUGUUUGUUUUAAUUUUUUUUAUUUUAAUUUUUAAUUUUUUUUUAUUUUCUUAUUCUUUUCCAAGAUUUUUUUUGUUUUAACUUUUUUAUUUUAAUUUUCCAUUUUUUUUUAUUUUUUUAUUCUUUUCAAAAAAUUUUUUUUUAUAUUUUAAUUAUUUUCUUUUUUUUUAAUAUUAAAUUUGUUUUUUUUAUUUAUUUUUUUUGGACUUUUUGCUUGAUUUUUUUUUAUUUUUUUAUUAUUAAAAAUACUUAUUCAGAGCCGUCGCAACCGCAUCGACCUCCUAAUCACGGCUCUUGGCUGUCUCUGGGUGACUCUCCACUUCUUCGUCGCUCUUCCGGCCUCGGUUGUGGGCGGGGAGACGGGUCUCAAGAAAUUCACAUACACUUUUGGCUACAUGGUUGUGAUUCUUCGGUUCUUCACCAUUGCCGGCCGAAACAACACACUGAAGAUGUUGAUGUUGACGGUUGUCAUGUCAAUGUUCCGCUCGUUUUUCAUCAUCAUCGCGUUGGCGAUGCUGGUGCUGUUCUAUGCGUAUACGGGGGUGAUUCUGUUUGGAAUGGUGAAAUAUGGGCAGGCUGUGAGCAAGUAAGUGAAAUAUAAAAAAAUACAUUUAAAAAUUAAAAAAAAAUAGGUAAAACUAAUUUAAAAAGCUGAAAUUAAAUUUAUAAAAAAAAUUUAAAAAAAUAUUAAAAAAAAAAUUAAAAAAUUUCAAAAAAAAUCUCGAAUUUUACCAUACUUUAAAAAAAAGCUAUUUAACUUUUUUAAUUUUUUUUCAUCGUUGUAAAAAAUUUUAAAAUGGUCUAUAACAUAAAAUUAAAAAAAAAAUAGCGGUAAAAAUAGUACAAAAAAAUAGAAAUGAAAUAAAAAAAAUAAAUAAAAUUUAAAAAACAUUUUUUCGUAAAAAAAAAUCAAAAAAUCCCAAAAAAAUCUCUAAUUUUACCAUACUUUCAAAAAAAAUAUCUGUUUAUUUUUUUUCUGCCCCGUUACUGCAAAAAUUUAGGCUACUAUAAAUAUAUUGCACAGUGCAAAUAUUAUAAAAUUUCUUGUUUUUUGCACUGUGCAUUUAUUAUAUUUUAUUUAUUUUUUUGAAAAAAUUUUUUUAGACACGUAAACUUCCGUUCCGGCUCGGACGCAUUAGUUUUGUUGUUCCGCUCUCUAACCGGCGAGGACUGGAACGAUAUCAUGCAUGAUACGCAGAGAAGUGUCCCGUUUUGCUACUGGCGACCGGGCCAGAACUAUUGGGAGACGGAUUGUGGGAAUUAUUACAGCGCUGUCAUCUACUUCUGCUCGUUUUACCUGAUCAUCACGUACAUUGUGCGGAAUCUUCUUGUGGGUGAGUUGAAACAAGGGGAGCAAAUGUUUUGCUGAUGAUAUGAUCUCAAGUGUUAUGCUUCGAUUUUACUAACUUGGCACAUAAAUAAGGAGUAGGACGCGUGUCAGUCCCCGAAUUCAUAUAAAAGACAUGUUAUACGAUGAAACAUGUUUGAUCGUAUAAAAUGUCUCCGGAAAAAACUUUAUAAUUACUUUUAAAAUGGUCUAUAAAUCAAUCCUUGAAAAUGUUAGCUUUCCGUUUGCUGGAAGAACUGAGAUAUUCAACGAUUUAUAUAGGAGACAUUUUAUACGAUGAAACAUGUUUGAUCGUAUAAAAUGUCUCCGGUGAAAACUUGUAAUUACCUUUAAAAAAGUGUAUAAAUAACACUGAAAAUCCUAGCUUUCGCUUUUUAGGGAGAGCUAAGAUAUUCAACAAUUUAUAUAGGAGACAUUUUAUACGAUGAAACAUGUUUGAUCGUAUAAAAUGUCUCUGCUUCAAACUUUGUAAUUACCUUUAUAAUGGUCUAUAAAUUAACUUCUGAAAACAUUAGUUUCCGAUUUGCAAACACAGCCGAGAUGUUCAACAAUCUUUGCGGCCGAGAGAGAACGGAAAAUGCGGAGAGCGGUCAGAGAAAAACCCACUUUUUGGCCGUAUCUUAAGGAAUUUCGGAUGGAAAAAAUUUAUUUUUUGCGGAGACAUUACCCUCUACAGCAGAAAUAGGUACAUAACUUUUCAUGCCAAGGUUGGCCAAAAAGUGUCGCAUUUUUGCUGACUUUUGAUUUAAAAAAUCUCGGUUAUCUAUGGAAGAUACGAGCUAGGAGUCUCGCAUAGGUCUUAUAGAAUAUAAUUUUUGCAAAAUUCGUAAAUUUCCCCAUCUAAACCCUACAUUUUCAGCUAUAAUCAUGGAGAACUUCUCGCUCUUUUACUCGAGCGAAGAGGACGCAUUGCUCAGCUAUUCGGACAUUCGCAACUUCCAGAUGGUCUGGAAUAUGGUGGACAUCGAGCAGCGCGGGCAAAUCCCGGUUCGGAGAGUCAAAUUUUUGCUGCGAUUACUGAAAGGGAGACUUGAGGUGGAUCCCACAAAGGAUCGACUGCUCUUCAAGCACAUGUGCUAUGAAAUGGAGAAGCUGCACAGUGGUGAUGAGGUGUCCUUUCACGAUGUUUUGUAGUAAGAUUUGGAUAUUUUUGGAAAUUUGUGGAUUUUUUGACAAGGAAAGUACUUCUAUGGGGUGUGGAGUUACAGGUCGAGAUAUAUAUCAAAAAAAUCGCAAAAAUUUUCUGAUUCCGAAUAUAUAAAAAUUAGCUGCCUAAUUUUGGUCUAUCAACGAGUUUUAUCAAUAAAUGUGUUUCUCGAGGACAAAAAUCUGCGGCAACAAAAGCGCGCUCGGUCUCUUCCUUCGGAAGAGAGCGGUGUGGCCGAGUGGUUUGAACGCUGGAUUGGGAAUCCGAAGAUAACGGGUUCGAUUCUUUUUGCCACACUAGAACCCAUUUUUUACAUUGGAACUACUUUUAAGGUGUAGUUGUAAUACAAUUUGAUAUUUUAAGGCUUGUCAAGGCCUCAGAAUUUAUUUUAGCACAGAAAAAAAAUUUUUAUUGGUAAAAACACGGUCAAAAAGACACUUGCAUGGUGUCGCGAGAAAACUUCUGAGGACAAAAACAUGUCGUCAGACCAAAAUUAGGCAGCUAAUUUUUAUAUAUUCUGAAUCAGAAAAUUUUUGCGAAUUUUUUGAUAUAUAUCUCGACCUGUAACUCCACACCCCAUAGAAGUACUUUCCUUGUGAAAAAAAAAUUACGUUUUUUAUCCAUAAUUGAAUUUUUAAAAAGCAUAAAAUUCGACGUUUUUUUUGCAUAAAAUCGAAAAAAUUAUUUUAUUUUUAUUAUCAUCAAUUUUUGUCAUUUUUUCAAAUUUUUUACGUUUCUUGUCCAUAAUUUAAAUUUUUAAAAUGCAUAAAAUUUGACGUUUUUUGCAUAAAAUCGAAAAAAUUAUUUCAUUUUUAUUUUUACCAAUUUUUGCUAUUUUUUAAAAUUUUUUUCCGUUUCUUGUCCAUAAUUUAAAUUUUUAAAAUGCAUAAAAUUUGACGUUUUUUGCAUAAACUCAAAAAAAUAUUCUAUUUUUAUUAUCAUCAAUUUCUCAGUGAUUUUUUUACAAUAUAACAGAAUUACUUAUAUUAAAAAAAAAAUUUACGUUUCUCCUCAUAAUUCAUAAAAUUUAACGUUUUUUCUCCGCAAAACUCGAGAAAUUUCCCUUUAACCAUGCCCAUUUUUAGUAUGCUCUCCUAUCGAAGUGUGGACAUUCGAAAAAGUCUUCAACUCGAGGAAUUGUUGGAAAGAGAGGAGCUGGAAUAUAUUGUGGAAGAGGAGGUGGCCAAGCAGACCAUAAAGACCUGGCUGGAAUGCUGUCUACGCAAGAUACGAUGUCCGGACCGCGGAGUGGACAGCCCCAAGGCCAGCUUGCUGACUACCAGCGAUUGUGAGUUUUGUUUUUUAGAUUUUUAGGCAGGAAAAACGUUAAAUUUGGUGGAAUUUAUGUAUAAAGACGUAAAUUUUGAAAAAUUCACGAAAACUCGUAGAUACCAUAAAAAUUUUUGUUUUAAUUUCGAAAAGCUUUAAUGAAAAAUGUUUUUUUAUCGAUUUUUUCUUAGAGUUUUGCACUUCGCAUAGCAAAUACAAUACUUUUUUUCUAAAAAUUUCGAUUUUUAAAAAUUUUUUUUUUCAUUUUUUAGUUGUUGAAAUUUCUAAAUUUCUAACAAAUAGUCUUGAAAAUAGUCGAAAAUUUUCAGAAAAUUGAAUAUCCCAAAGCUUUGCGCCAUUUCUGCAAUUCUUUUAUUUUACGUUUUUUUGCAAAAUUUAUUCAUAAAAUUUGACGUCUUUCUCCAUAAAUUAUCGAGACUGCACACCAUGAGUUUUAAAAUUCGGUUUUUCCAGCACUCGCUGUAGUUGCUGAGAUUUUUCCACAAUUUUUUUUCAGUGCCCGAUGGGAUUCUCCGCCGCUCCAAACUCACCGGCUCUCCCCAGCCCAAGCUGUCCAAUGCCAACUCCGCCAAGACGACGUUCGUUCGAGCCAGCACCAUGUCGGCGGCGGACGCGGACGACCACGAGAAGGACUCGCUGCUGCAGCGCCCCGUCUCGCUGCACAAGCGGAGUGUGGAGGACAUCCUGGGCAAUCAUGUGGAGAAGCGCCCGAUUCCGAACCUGGUGCCGCUCAAGAAGUUGUCAUUGCGGAGUUUGACGGGCGCUAAGGAGGCGGGGAUGUUUCAUACGGCCCAAAAUUCGAUUGAGACGGUGACAACUGUGGGGAGCAAUCGAUUCUUGGGCGAGGAGACGGCACAGAAGCCGUUGCAGGUGAGCAAAACGUGUAUAAAAUACUGAUUUCUUGGUUUUUGGACGUCUCAUAUGUGGAAUCUCCGAUAAAAUUACUUUUUUCCUCAUUAGGACGUUUUAUAGGAUGAAACAUGUUUGAUCAUAUAAACUGUCUCCACAUUAGAAAAUUUUGCGAAAACAAUGUCAGUCUGCAGGAAAAAUGCGGAAUAUUUGAUAAAAUUACUUUUUUUCGUUAUUAGGACAUUUUAUACGAUGAAAAAUGUUUGACCGUAUAAAAUGUCUCCACAUAAGAAAUUUUGUAAAAACACGAAGCGAUACUGUGCCAAUUAUUUUCACGACAGACUGAUGUUGUUUUUACAAAAUUUUCUGACUUGCAGACAUUUUAUACGAUCAAACAUGUUUCAUAAAAUAUCUAAUAAUUGAUUUUUUUCAGCUCUCAGCCCGCGAAUUGCCGGAUCUCGAAGAAAUUUACGAAGACAACUCUCCAUACAACAAUCAUGGGGGCCUUCGGUCGUUCGAAGACGAAUAUCAACGCUCUCCCACCAGCGAUACGUCCAGUUUUCGGCCGAUUUCACCGAGUCGACUCAAUUUGGGUGAGACAAUUUUUUUUAUUUUUUCAACUUUUUUAGAAUUAAAAUUUCGUAUUUUACGACAAAAAAAUUAUUUUUAGAAAAUUCCAAGAUUUGUUUUAAGAAUCUUCAAAAAAUCAAACUGGAACAAAUUUCGUAUUUUACAUUCUUACAUAUUUUUUCACUUUCCACUUUAAAAUUCCGUUUAAAAUCCAAAAAAAAGAAGUUUUAUCAGCCUGUCGGCAAAAUAGUCAGCAAAAAUUAUCGCAUCGAAAAUCGCAUCGCCGGCUCGGAAAUAAUAAAUUGUGUCGCCGCAAAAUCAAAUUACUUUUCACUUCAACGAUCGGCUCAGCGACAUUGUGCUUAUUAUUUUCCCGACAGACUUAUUAAAAAAUUUUUUUUGCUCUUCAUUUUGAAAAAUUGGAAAAUUUCAAAUAUGUAGAGUUAACAACAAAGAGCGUAUUUUACAUUUUUAAAUAUUUUCCCGCUUCAAAAUCGUAUUUGAAAUCCAAAAAAAUCCAAAAUUCAUCCAUUUCCCGCGAAGAGUCGUUCGAAUUUCGAAAGCUUCACGUCGUGCAUUGGUGGUUCAGUGGUAGAAUGCUCGCCUGCCACGCGGGCGACCCGGGUUCGAUUCCCGGCCAAUGCAAUUCGCUUUUUGAGGGGUUCAAAAUAUUUUUGGACUUCCUUUUCAACUUGGAUAUAAUGUAAACUACUUUUUUUGGCUUUUUACAGCUUUUAACAUCUUCGAAGGCUUGUUUUUUGAGCACAAAUUUUCAUUUUUUUGGGUUUUUUCGAGUUUUUGGCUAUUUUUCUGACCUUCCCUUUGUUACCACUAUAAAUUUGUUGCUAAGCCUGAGGUUUUAUCGCAAAAUUGCUUUUUAUAUGCAGUAUAAGGUCAUUUUCCGUCAAAAAAAUAAAAUUUUUACAACUUUUUCCGAAUUUUUUUGAAAUUUAUUUUUGCAAAUAUCUAUACAAAAAUAAGUGAAAAUGGUCCAAACCUUAGCUAAUAUUGAUCCUAAAAACUGUCUUUCUCAUAAAUUUAUCCAAAACUCAAAAAACAUGAAUUUCAAUUUUCAGGUCAACGGACUCCUAGACGAAAAGCCAGCUCCGUGUUGACGAAUCCGGUCCAAGAGAAGGCCACAGCGGCCUCAAUCAAUCUGUUCUACCACAGUGAGCCGCUCCAUAAUGUCAUUACGGACAUCAAAUCGUGGUGGGCGAACAAUUUGCUCGAAGAAGACUCGUUUGCUGCGGAAAGCGAACUCAAAACCGGUGUAGCUAAUUAA